Molecule: messenger RNA, 1002 nt
Organism: Acanthamoeba castellanii str. Neff
Lineage: Eukaryota; Discosea; Longamoebia; Acanthamoebidae
Product: leucine carboxyl methyl transferase
Exons: 7
Coding region: 1-1002 (333 amino acids)
Biological process (GO): methylation
Molecular function (GO): methyltransferase activity
Source: RefSeq, a predicted model, not a curated record
AUGGAGAAGCCAUCGCUGACGUUCUCGUUUGCGGCGCCCAAGAGAACCACACAGAGAAGGCAGCCACCUGCGAGCCACGACGGCAGCGGCGCUGAUCCGCGGUCGCCCGCAGCCAAGGCCAUGGCGGAAGACAUCGCGGUCAUGCUCACCAACGAUGACGCUGCCGUCAGCAAACUGUCGGCUGUGCGGUUAGGGUACUGGCGCGACAACUUCCUGCACCACUUCGUGCGUGGGUACUACACGCGUGUGGCGGCGAUUCACAACGUGCUGCGGCAGUUCCUUGCGGCUGGCGGGAGCGACACGCCCAAGCAGGUGGUAUGCCUGGGCGCUGGAUUUGACACGACCUACUUUCAGAAGAAGUCGGAGGGGUGGCUGGGCGACAACGUGGUGUUCUACGAGCUGGACUUUGGAGAGGUGGUCAAGCGGAAGAGCAACAUCAUCACAACGUGCCGCGAGCUCCACGAACUCAUCGCUCACAACGAGGCCGGCAUUCGCGUCACCGAAGAGGGCUUGCACACGAAGAACUACCACCUGAUCACCGCAGACCUGCGUUCCAUCGAGAACGUGGACAAGGUCCUCACGACGGCUGGACUCGAAAGGUGGGCAGCUACGUUUGAAAAGGCGGUGUUCGUUACGUACGAGCAGAUUCUGCCCGACGACGCGUUCGGGCGCAUGAUGCUCAAGAACCUCGAGGAGCGCAACGUGCACCUCCACGGCCUGCACGCGCGGCCCAGCAUCGAGACCCAGCGAAGCGCCUACCUCGCCCUCGGCUGGGACGAGGCGCAGGUCGUCGACAUGAACGCCAUCAGCGAUCGCCUCCUCGGCCGCGACGAACUCGCACGGCUGAACAGGAUCGAGAUGUUCGACGAGGUGGAGGAGUGGCGGCUCACCCAGGCCCACUACUGCAUCGUGCUGGCCACCACCGACGCCAGCAAAUCGGGGAUCUGGGCCGACCUCUCCCUCAUCCAACCCACGCCGCCCGCCGUGCCAACGCAGCAGUGA